CCCGCGCGCGCGCCGGCGGCUCGCCGGCGGAGCCGCGGCCGGCGGCCAGCGCCGACGGCUCGAGCGGGACGCUCGAGUUCGGGCUGUUCGCGGCCGCGGUCGCGCUGGUGCUGCCGCUGCUAGGGCCGCGCGUGCCAGACUCGUACCACCGCACCGAAGCGCUGCUCUCGGAGGUGCGGCGGGCGGCUGGAGCCCACGGGGAGGUGGCGAUCCAGGUGGAGGAGGUCCGGGAUCCACUCGGCACCGGUGAGGCCGCGCCAUCGUUGACGGUGGCCACGGCCUUCGACGAGAGCAGAGCGGGGCCGCCGCGUGCCCGGAUGCUGGUGGUGGCCAAUGAGCACGCUCGCGAGCUCGUCACGGGCGAGAUCGCCCUGGGCGUCGUCGAGAGGCUGGCCAGCGCUGGGGGGCCCGAGCCUGGCAGCGCCGCGCUCCGGCUACGCGCCCUGCUGCGGCGAGGCCUCGAGAUCACCGUCGUGCCCGUGGCGAGUCCCGAGGGCCGCGCGCUGGCGGAAACGUGGCGCCCGUGCCAGCGCGGCACCGCGGACGUGCCGCUGCUCUCCACCGACCUGAACCGGAACUUCCCCUUCGACUGGACGCCGGGGCUCGCCGCGAAUUUCCUGAACUCGUCCCUCGAGCUCCACGGCACGGCACCGUUCUCCGCGUACCAGGCCCGUGUCAUCCGGGCGGUGGCCGAGCGGCACCAGUGGGACGCCUUCGUCGACCUGCACAGCGGGGCGCGGUCGCUGAACCUGCCCUACGGCCGCCGCGCCGAGGGCAGCAGCGACCUCCAGGAGCAGCUGCGCGCACUGGAGGGCGUGCGGUCCUUCUGCCCCGACUGCCGGCAGGGGCCCGCCCGCGCCGUCAUGGGCUACGACAACCCGGGGCAGCUGAUGGACUGGAUGUACGAGGACCGCGGGGUGAAGUACUCCUACGUCUGGGAGGUCUUCGCCGCGACCGGACUCUGUGCCCCCCACUUCAACCCCGUCAGCGCGGGAGAACCCGACAGGCUGGUCGAGCAGUGGUGCGGCGCUCUUGCGGCAUUGGGCGAGUACGUGCUCGAGCAGGUGUAGGGGCACUCAAUCGCUUGCGGAGGAGACGAAACGCGAGACGACGCCCGAUCGGACGCACACGGUUGCCACCACGGCGUUCAUAUCAAGUCCCGGAUCAAUAUACAUCAAUUUCCGGAUUUGUAUACGACGAAUUCGGGAUCAGUACAUAUAACGGGUAAAAGCACGGCAAUGUGUUUCUUGAUGGGCCGACCAUUGCGACACA
This is a messenger RNA of Prorocentrum cordatum, 1272 nucleotides long. The record is from the annotation of a GenBank genome assembly. Lineage: Eukaryota; Dinophyceae; Prorocentrales; Prorocentraceae.